AUUCUUUGGAUGCAUUAGUAUUUGAUUGACAUCUAAUGAUACUACUAUUCUAAAUCUAUUGUAGACACCUGAUUGCUGUUUAAUUGGGAGUGAUGUCCUUUCGAGACUUCCUCCUGUAAAAUGACAAUCCUUUUUAAGGUGCACAAAAGACUAGAUUAUAUUAAUAUCAAUGCAACAGGUACAUAAAGUAAGUAUAUAUUUUAUUUAAGGUGAUAAUAUUAACACCACAUUUCUUUGUCUAGAAAAACUAUGCAUGAUGCUUAAUAAUUAGUCAUAUCAUAAUGUUUUGAUGUUUGAUAAAUUCAUAACUUAACAACAAACUUUUGUUCAGCUUUAAAUGUUUAAUCAAAUUAGAGAGUUAGAAGGAGCUACAUGAGCAUAUACUUAGCUUUAGAUGCUAAAUUAGAAGCAAUCAUCAAGCCUUUAGGCUCACUUUAUAUUUUGUGAAGUAAAAUAAAUUUGUGUUUGCGAUUCAUAGUCUAUGGUGUUAACCGCUCUUUUACAUAAAUUCUUGGAACCACUCAAUUUUUGUACUACACAUGCAUCUUGUAUUGGAAUUUUGUUACUUUGUUUUGCUUUUGUACAAGUUUUUCCAUUCUUUUGUCAGCAAGGAUGUGCGUUUAAACCGAAUACCCGAACCGGACCGACCCGAAUUAGGACCGAAUAAGUUAUUUGGGUCGGUUUUCGGGUAUCUAUUUUUUCCCAAUUCGGGUUUUGUGUUAUUUGAUCUGGGUUACCCGAAUAAAGAUUUAAUUGGGCCGAAAAGACCGACCUGGAAAAUGAAAGGUCACUUUGGCCGUGCGUAUUGCAUAGCAAGUAGGGAUGUGCGUUUGGACCGAAUACCCGAACCAAAACUGAAACCCGGAUCGGACCGACCCGAAUUAGGACCGAAUAAGUUAUUUGGGUUGGUUCUCGUGUAUUUAUUUUUGCCCAAUUCGGGUUUCGGGUUAUUCGGUUCGGGCUACCUGAAUAAAGAUUUAAUUGGUCCAAAAAGACCGGCCUGGAAAAUGAAAGGUCACUUUGGCCGUGCGUAUUGCAUAGCAAGUAAUAUUGUCGUGCUAAAGAGAAAAGACCCGUAUCCCGCUAUGAACGUAUCCCAAAUCCCGCUAUCAUCGAAGUUUAAAAAAAAGCGAGUUUGCCCUAGUCGAUCAUUGUUUCACCCUUGUUGUCAUCGAUCGUGCCCACUGCCCAUUUUCCAUCGACUCAUUGAUUCAUCGGCUUUACUCUCAUCGAUCGUUCCUACUUCCUCGUUUACUGUCAUCGAUCACCAAAAAAAAAAUCUAGUCAAGCAUUCAAGAAAUCGACCUACACUCUACUAUCAAGAAAUCGAAUUCCAAUCUUCAUCUUCCAGGAAUCAUUCUAAAUCAUGGAUAAUAGGGUUCCAAGUCAACAAACUCAAAUUGAUGAUGAAAAUGUUUUGGUUGAUAACACUCAAAUUGACAACAAAGACGGAAAAGGUCAAACAACAAAGAAGAAGAAAAAAUAUGCCAAAAGAGCGGCUUGUUGGGCCGAUUAUGAUGAAGUUAAGGUUAACAACAUUCAACAUAGCAAAUGCAAAUGGUGAGACGUUGCUCAAAACUGAGUCCAACGAAAACGUUGGAGAAUUACUGUUCAAGUUUGUAGAGAAUGAAACAUUUAUUGAGUAUACCAAUGCAUUGAACGAGAAAGUGGUUUUGCCAUGUAGAACCACAAUUUCAAAAAGAGUUGCCGAUUACUAUGUUGAAGAAAAGGCAAAGUUGAAUAAGUUCUUUAGUAAUCCCCUAAUGAAUGUGCAUUUGACCACCGAUUGUUGGACAAGUUCCUGUCAACAAUCGAGCUAUAUGGUGAUCACGGCCCACUUUAUUGAUAAAGAUUGGGUCAUGCACAAAAGAGUUAUCAACUUUAAAUCUUUGGAUAGUCAUUAG
Messenger RNA from Lactuca saligna, 1904 nucleotides. NCBI's taxonomy places the organism in Eukaryota, Viridiplantae, Streptophyta, Magnoliopsida, Asterales, Asteraceae. The record is from the annotation of a GenBank genome assembly.